Molecule: messenger RNA, 1044 nt
Organism: Fusarium proliferatum ET1
Lineage: Eukaryota; Fungi; Ascomycota; Sordariomycetes; Hypocreales; Nectriaceae
Exons: 3
Coding region: 1-1044 (347 amino acids)
Source: RefSeq, a predicted model, not a curated record
AUGCCGGAUUACGACAAUCAAUUCUCCAGCUGGCUCAGCACCAUGGAAACACACAAAUCUGAUCUGGAUAUCCAGGAAAAUAGUGCUCGUAAUCUGGGCGAUCGCAUGCGGGCUCAGACAAACAGAUACAUCUCCGCUGCUACAAAGAUCUUUAAUGAGCGUGACGUUCUGAUGGACACCGCGUACAAGGUCCUUAUUGAUUUCGUCGGUGAACUACUCAAGUACGCAAAUGCCGAUGAUGAAAUAGGCAGCGGCGGUGUCCCCUCCUUGCCAAUCGUUGUGGGAUGUUUUAAAGCACUCGCUGAGUACUGUGAAAAGGUCAUUGACGACGAAAAUAUUGAAGCGGCAGAGUCAAUGCAGGAAACUGGCGAAACAUCUGAAGUCAUUGCAAACAUAAGGGCAUUGAAAGAUCGUAUCCUAUGUGACUUUGGGGGCCUUGACAGGACUGUCAGUUGGGCCGAGGGCAACUUCAACAAUCUUCAUGAAAUCCACAUGAGGGCACGCGACGCGCUCAACAACGCCAGGGACAAGCAGAGUGGGUUCUUCUACGACUUGUUUGGAGACAGUGACAUCGACAACGCUGUAUCAAUCAACAGCAGAAAUGAAGAGGACCGGCGUCACGAAGCAGAUGCUGCCUGGAACUUCUGGGACCGUCUCCGGAAUCUGAGGUCAGAAUUCCAGAGCCUACCAAACAGCGACACCGACAGUCUUAUCAACACACUCGAGUCACUGUCCAAGGAUAUGAAGGCGAAUUACGAGAAGAUCGGUCUAACCCGCAAAACGGACAACGAUUGCUGGGUCGCGUCACGCUCGCUGCAGUAUCAUGUCACGACUCAGACCGAGUACACAAGCCGGGAUGACGCGCUGAGGCAUGUUAUCAAGCUGCUCCACACGGUCAACAAGACUAUUGACGACGAUGUGCAUGUCCAGGGGUUCAAGGACACGAUCGAAGCUAAUCUUCGUGCAAGGUUGGGAGAGGAGAAGGCCAAGGAACUCCACCAGGAGAAGAAAUUCCUCCCCCUGCCUGACGAUCUGGACAUGUGA